AUGAGCGACGAGGCCAUCAAGGUCGCCCCGCCCCCGUGGCAGCUCAAGGGCACCAUCUACUCCUUCGCCUUCUGGGUGUCCAAGAAGCAGGCCGCCGAGGGGCUGCCGGCCCACAUCGCCUACUCGCCCCUGGAGGCCGGGUCCGCCUUUGCGCAGCCGCAGAACGGGAAGCCCCUGGGCGGCCUGUCCAUGAUCCAGGUCAUCCGGUACAGGGAGACGCCCGUGGGGCCCUACGACGAGCUCAUCCUGGCCCCGGGUUUCUUCGAGUAUGCCGUCGACGGCAAGGACGGGAAGCGCGAGACGAAAAAGAACGUCAGGAUUACGCGCAUCUACGUGUCGCAGAAGCACACGUGCUGGAACGGGCGGAAGAACUGGAAUAUCCCAAAGCACCUCGCCGCCUUCAACUGGACCGACAACCCAGAUGGCUCCCAGACGGUGCAGGUGUUCCCGCACGACACAGAGGGGGAUUCGGCAGAGGCCAAGGCCAGCACCAAGCCCUUCUUCCAGGCCACCAUCAAGCCCAUGGCCUAUGCGCCCUCGUUCCCGCUGUCGUGGAACCUGCUCAAGUAUCUCGGCAUCGACUCGACCAUGGUCUACCCACCGCUGCCAGAGUCCGCCGCGUCCAGCCAGGGAGAGCUGCCUGGCACCCAGCAGUGGGUGAGCAUAUUGCCAGACAUCUACUCGCCGCGUACUAGCCUCAUGUGGUUCGACAUGAAGCAGCCCGAGGAGCAGCUCCAGCAGCAGGGCGGAGAGUCCGCGCCGGCCGAGAACUUUUGGCCUGGGCUGGGGAGGUGGCAGUUUGGCUUCAAGAUGGAGGACGCCGUCAUCGGGUUUGGGGACGGGGUGCAUUGGGACCCUCCCAAAUCGCUUCUCUAG
This is a messenger RNA of Gaeumannomyces tritici R3-111a-1, 876 nucleotides long. RefSeq lists its product as hypothetical. Lineage: Eukaryota; Fungi; Ascomycota; Sordariomycetes; Magnaporthales; Magnaporthaceae. The coding region runs from base 1 to 876 and encodes 291 amino acids. The record is from RefSeq and is a predicted model, not a curated record. The transcript is spliced from 2 exons.